Messenger RNA from Ilex paraguariensis (yerba mate), 1912 nucleotides. The record is from the annotation of a GenBank genome assembly. NCBI's taxonomy places the organism in Eukaryota, Viridiplantae, Streptophyta, Magnoliopsida, Aquifoliales, Aquifoliaceae.
GGGUUUCACACGCAAAUCGCAGCUCACUCUACAGGAGCUCUCAUCUGCUCCCAGUCUGCGCCUUUCGUUCUCUCUCUCCCUUCGACUCAAAUAUAAGAUUUCUCUCUGGUCAUCGCAAUUUCAUCCUUCUUCACCGCUUUGUAUGUGUUUAUAUGUGUGUAUGUAGUUUUAUAUCUCUUAUUCUCUAUGUCUCUGUUGAGUUCUUUGGGUUUAAAUUUGUUAUUCUCCCCAAAUUUAAAAUCUGAAAGAAAACCCAAGUUUGAUUAGAAAAUUUGAUUGAGACGAUGAGAUUGAGAGAGAAAUUGAGAUUGUUCUGAAAUUGCGCCGGCGCCGCUGGCGGCAGUGUUGGUGGUUUGCCGACAAUGGAUGUUGAUCCACUUGCAGUGUAUGUAUACAUGUACUAUCUUUAAUUGAGAUCGAAAUUGUCCACUUUUGCUGUUGGUGGGUGGAGUUGCGGGCGGUGGUUUCAGUGUUGGGGGGUGGUACCGGGAGGUCUUUGUGCGUGUAUAUGUAACGGUAUCAUCAUCGAAUAAUAAACAAAUAUAUAGAGAGGGAAACCAUACGAGAUUCAAGAAAUACCACAAAAAAAAUGGAGUUCAUUUUGUUCAUUUGCAUUUGGAUGGUGAUACCAUGGGAUUGAAUACUUUUCAGAGAGAGAGAGAGAGAGAAUGAAGGGGAUGUUUGGCUCGUGGCUAAUUUUGUUCUAGUGCUAAUAAUUUUUUUUGCUGAAUGUAAUUGUAUUGAUGAUAUGUGAUUAUAAAAUGCACAAUUAAUUACCUAAAAGAAAGCAAAGGCAUGCCGUUGAUCUAAUUUUUCUGAUCAAAAUUUAAUCUUUUCAUGGAUUAGCCAAAAAAUCUAGAUGUCUGCCCAAAUUCGAAGUAUCUUACCUGCACUUUGAACUGUUGCACUAGACGCACAGAAUCCUCCAUGGCUCAUGUGGCUUCAAACCCUGUUGGAUUCCAUAAACUCAGGCUGUAUCAUUUCCAACACAAUCAAUCUCUGCACCCCCUAAAAUUCGUAGUCCAACCGCAGAGUAAAAGUCGCAGAUAUCAACGAUUAUAUUGCCAAACGAACCCUUCUCCGACUGAAUCCUCCCCAAAGGAAAAUCUAUCAGGGGAGCCUGGAUCUGAUAAUGAUAGUAACACCACCCAAGCUACAGGUUCGUCUAUUGAUCCUGGACUUCCUGAAUAUCCAAGCAGAAAAACCAAUCGGCAGAUAGCAGUUGUUUCUAUCCUUGCAGCAGUUGGACUUUUUGCAUCAACACGGCUAGAUUUAGGUAUUUCCUUGAAAGACCUCUCUGCUGCAGCAUUACCAUAUGAACAGGCUCUUUCAAAUGGGAAGCCCACUGUAGUGGAGUUUUAUGCAGAUUGGUGUGAAGUGUGUCGAGAAUUAGCACCAGAUGUAUACAAAGUUGAGCAGCAGUACAAGGACCGAGUAAAUUUUGUUAUGUUGAACGUUGACAACACAAAGUGGGAACAAGAGCUUGAUGAGUUUGGAGUUGAGGGUAUCCCACAUUUUGCUUUUCUGGACAGUAAAGGGAAUGAGGAGGGUAAUGUUGUAGGCAGGCUUCCAAAACGGUAUCUGCUAGAGAAUGUGGAUGCCCUUGCUCGUGGGGAAGCAUCCAUACCUCAUGCCCGUGUUGUGGGACAGUUUUCAAGUGCUGAAUCUCGGAAGGUACGUCAAGUGGUUGAUCCAAGAAGUCAUGGUUAGAUGUCAAUUAUACACCGAAAUACGAAUACAAAAUAUUGUUUGUUAUCAUUUUCUAUGGUUCAAACUCACAUUUGUAUGUAGUCUGCGAGGAGUUUUUUGAAAAAUGGAAUAUGAAUAUUUUUACAUCCAUUCGAUCCCUUUGCCUUGGAUAGUAACUUUAAUAUGUUGCAACUUGUUAGAACAAAACACAAUGGUGCACACC